AUGGCUUGCCUUCUCUUUGGCUUGAAACCCGUUCUCGUUGUGUGGCCUUCUGUUUAUCUUUGGUACGAGUACACGACGUCGGAAGAUAUGGCUGUUGAUCCUGACCCCACUGUUUCUGCUUUUUUUCUUGGCCUGGCAUAUAUUCAACUUGGCCUUCAUCUUUUGACCAUUACGCUGAUUUUGGUGAGCCAAUCUCGCGACGUAGGAAGAAAAGACGAUGAUGGACAGCAGAAAAAGUUUGCUAACAGUCGAUUCUGGCGAGUUGUCUUUCGACUGCUCAUCCAAUACCCAAUUAUUCCAGAGCUUCUUCGUGGAAUCAACAUCCUUGCUAUCUAUUUUUACUACACUCGCUAUUUAUUUCCUGGGCAAAAUGCGCACGUAUGGAACUUCGUCUACCUCGUCGCAACAUUCAUCUUUCUUCUUCCCGGAAUUCUGAGCGCUUUUCACGCUUUUCAGAUGAAAUUGUUUCCAAAAACAUCAUUUUUUCAAUUUUACCGAAAUCAAUGGUCAAUAGACCCAACAAGUAAAAGACGAAAAUUCCAUGAAAUCUGCUGCCAAUGCGCUGAAUAUGGCUUUUUUAUGCGAAUUAAUUACUACGUAUUCGAAGUGAUGAAGAUGAUACAACUCAUCAGUUUGGCCCUUCAACUUAUUCUGACAUCGUUGAUCACUCGUCAUUCUUGGCGAUACGUGCAAGGAGCAGAUCAACUUCAAGGGGUCAAAUCAAGCGUCUCAAAUUUCGACCCACCAUCUUAUGCUAGAUUUACAGAACCUUAUUCAACUCGAUUGCUGGACAACUCCUGCUCUUCCUUGAGCUCAGUCGAAAGCUUUCAUAUAGGACCUGUACCCCUCAACGAUCUUUUGAAAGGAAAGUGCAUGCUUCCAGCGGAAUGGGUCCUCUUUGUCUUUGGGAUAUUAAUGAUCUCGCUCGGAAUAAUUUCCCUUAUUCUUCUUGUUAUUGGUUUUGAUCCAACGACAGAAGAACUCGAAGAAAAAUUGAAGCCAGAAGAAGAUGAUGAGUAUAACUUUAUCACUCCAGCCCAGCGUGCAAGAAGUGAGCCGCAAAACAACAACUGCAGGAGAAUAUCAGAAGAUGUCACUGCCCAGUACAACCAAGAAAACGUCAACCAAAGCAAUAAUCGAAACGAAGAAUUGAAUUUGCUUGUCCGGGACAGAGUUGUCCCUCUUCAAAAUAGCUUUCAAAAUGCUUCUUCUGAAAUCGGCUAUGUUGAGCCAAACAACGGACCUGCGUACGAAGAACCUUAUCGUCUAAACCAAAGACGGUAUAGCAACGAUAGCUUUGAUACAGUAACCGUUGUAAAUUGA
Molecule: messenger RNA, 1323 nt
Organism: Oikopleura dioica
Lineage: Eukaryota; Metazoa; Chordata; Appendicularia; Copelata; Oikopleuridae
Source: the annotation of a GenBank genome assembly